Messenger RNA from Homarus americanus (American lobster), 5854 nucleotides. Its product is annotated as cadherin-86C-like. Gene Ontology annotation, biological process: homophilic cell-cell adhesion. The record is from RefSeq and is a predicted model, not a curated record. Gene Ontology annotation, molecular function: cadherin binding; calcium ion binding. Gene Ontology annotation, cellular component: catenin complex; plasma membrane. The transcript has 20 exons. Bases 485 to 5416 code for a protein of 1643 amino acids. Lineage: Eukaryota; Metazoa; Arthropoda; Malacostraca; Decapoda; Nephropidae.
AGGUGAACACCUGGUUGUUGGAGGCUCCCGCAGGCCCUAUCAGUUUUAAGACAAGCGCUUCUCACAAGCCUUAUUGUACAUAUUGAGCAACAGGAGUUAUGACAAAAUAAGACAUUGUCGCCUCAGAAGUGUUACCAAGUCAAUAAGAAGUGCUCGGCUGGGAUAAUAGAUAGAAACAGAUAUAUAUAUACAUAGAAGAUAUUUAUUACUAUAAUUAGUCUAUUUUAAACUUUAGCUACAUUAUUUUUUAUACUUGUAACUGUGAUAUAUUAAGUGAGGAGAGUUAACAUUGCAAGAUACUUAUAAGUGGAAGAAUUAACUGUUCAAGACAGCUACGUAUAACUGAGUUAAAUUUAUAAAAUAGAGAGGAAACCUAACUUUUUAAGAUACUUCAAAUUGGUUUUAAGUGAAGUUGAUUAUCUGUGGUGUACCCAGGGCAAGGCGGGUGUGAGGAGCGCCCCUCGCCAUCCCUCUCACCCACUUGAUGGCACGACGGCCGCCCCGCCACCCUCCCCUGCCGCCAACACCGCCCUCGAGGAGGUGGCGACGGGGGUGGGUGGCAGCUCUAGCGGCAGUGGCGGCGGCGAUGGCGGCAUUUAUCGUGCCGCACGUUGCCGCCACGGUGCCGCAGUUCUACUCAGCGAACGAGAUGUCCGUGUUGUGGCUGUCCAUCGACACGGAACCCGGGGAGAUUAUCUACCGGCUGCAGGCUUCCGACGCCGACAAGGACUACCCGCUGGCGUUUGAUGUUUACGGCGUAGACAGUGAAAUGAUCUCGGUGGAGUCGGACUACCAGUACGGGUAUGUGUACCUGCGUGAGCGUCUCAACUCCCGCAAGAACUACACCUUCGUCCUCACGGUAACUGACACUGCUGGCGACACUACAGAGGUUGUAUCCAGGAUCAUCCCCACCGACGGCAGGACCGCGACUUCAGACAUCUUCCUGAAGUACUCCGCCUCAGCUGUUGUUGCGGAGGACGCCAAAGUGGGUCACGUGGUCACUGUCUUCAUCGUGAGGUCGAGUAAGCUCCUGUCGAAUGCUGUCGAGUUCCAAAUUCUGGGUUCCUCGGCCGAGAUGUUCAAGAUUUCGUCGCGGCUGUACUCGUCAGACAGUUACCGGGGAGAGUUGGUGUUGCAGGGCCAGCUGGACUACGAGGUCAAGAACCUACACGCCCUGCAGAUCUGCGCUGUGAACCCGUACACUAACGAGAUUUAUGACACACGGAACAUCAUCUGUGUGGGAGUGUCAGUGCUGGUGGAGGAUCGUCAGGACCAGCCACCCAUCUUUAUCUUCGCCCCACCCGUCACCCGCAUCACCAGCAAGACUUUGAAGGACGACGAGUUGUUGAAAGUCGAAGCUGUGGAUGGUGAUCGUGGUGUGGCUCGAGAGCUCCGCUUCUCCAUGCUGGCGUCCUCCACACAGUACGCUCCCUUCUUCUCCAUAAACCCUCGGACUGGUUCCAUCACACUGCAGAACACAGUUAAUAGGUUGCUGGAAAUUAUGGUGACGCUGGAACCCAUCCUGGUGAAGGUGACAGCUGUUGAGAUGGAAAAUGAGAACACUCGGGACCCUGAGGAAACCUACAGUUCCACUGUUGAGAUUGCCUUUGUCAUCAUGGACUCUGACAUGAUGAUUCCUAAAUUCGUCUAUGAAAUGUAUGUUGGGGAGGUGAGAGAGAACAGCCCAGCAGACACUAUAGUCGCCUUUCCUAAUGCCUUCCUCAAGCGGGGCCUGAAAGGCAUGUUUGCUAUCGAAUUGGAAGGUGAUGAUGGGAUCUUUACCGUGGAACCCAACAUAGUGAGAAAUUCCCAAGAUUUUCUUAUCAAGGUCAAGAACCCUACCCUCCUGGACUAUGAGACCCGACCCAGAAUUGAAUUUAAGGUGGCAGCACGGCAGGUUUCGGGGACAGGGCAAGCAUCUAGCACCAUGCAGGUGAGGAUCAAUGUGCUCGACCUGAAUGACAACAUCCCUGUGUUCAGCAAGCAAGUGUACCGCACCGAGAUCUAUGAGAACAUCACUGCUGGUACCUCCAUAAUGAGGGUGCGGGCAACAGAUGGGGAUAAAGGAGAUUUUGGUAUUAUAAAGUACACUCAACUUAGUGGUAAACUGGCAGAGAAACUCCGGUUGGAUGAAGUGAGUGGUCUAAUCACUUGUGACUACAACAACCAGGACUUUGAUCGUGAACUUAAUCCAGAGGUCCAUCUACGAGUAGAGGCUGCAGACAACAAUGGCUUGGGCAACAAAGCCAUGGCACAGAUUAUCUUGGUGUUGAAAGAUGUCAAUGACGUAGCACCCAGGUUUCUGAAGCCAAUAUACACUGGAGUGAUGAAACCAGACCAAAACAACCUCAAGGAGACAUUGCAAGUCCAGGCAGUUGAUGAUGAUGCAGAGGAACCCAACAACAAAAUCCGGUACAGCAUGGACCCCUCCAUCUUCAUUCACAACUUUAAUGUGGAUAGUACAACAGGAGUAAUAUCUGUUAUCCAGCAGCUGGCUUACCCUCAGAUAUCUGGUCUUGCAAAAAAAAAGAGAGAAAAGCGGGCAUAUGAAAAUGAUGAUGGAAUUAUCACCUUCAGCGUGACAGCCACAGACUUUGGAACCCCACCAUUGAGCACGACUGUCAAGGUUCAGAUAUUCCGUGAUGAAUUUGUAGAACGCUUCAUCACAUUUAUAUAUCCGAAGCCUCAAAUUGAAGUCCGCUUCAAUGAGGAUGAGAUUGAGAGAAUGUUGACCACCAUCACUGGAGGGGAAACAGAGAUCUUGAAGGUGGAGGACUACAGCACCACUGAUACCAGCAGGUUCCAAACUGAUAAGAGUGUGGUGACAGCAUUGGUGAGGAAUGAUAUUAAUGCAGUGGUGGACAUUGAGAAGAUCUUGAACCACUUCAAUGGCACCAAAUCACUGAAGCAGAAUGCCCCACAGACCGUGGACUUGGCAGAACUGAAAAACCAGAGGACAGCAUACCUGGCAUGGGUGGUGGUGUUGUGUUUGCUGUUGGCCUUCAUCAUACUCAUCAUCAUCCUCUGUUGCUUCUGGCCCAUCUGUCCACUGUACAGGGAAAGGAAAAAGCAUAAAUUAGUUGCAGAUGAGAAUGCCGAGGCUGAGCGUGUGUCUUACAUCCGUGUGGAUGAACGUGGGAACUACCGUGGUGGAUAUGAAGAAGAGCGUACCUGGUGGGACCGCCUGCCAACCUGCUGUACUGAAGCUGCUACCUACUUUGGGGUCAGUCGCCCAAAACGUGGUGGUGGGCGUCUUGCUUGGAGUGGUGAUGAGCGACAGAAGUAUUGGCAGCUUGCUGGAGGGAGUGAGGGAGCUAUUCUGGAAGAUCGAGCUGUUGUAGCUCGUCGUGGUCCCAGGGAUCUGAUCCUUCUUGAGGACUUGGAUGAAGCUCGUUUACAGCAGCAAGGUCGAGUUGUAAGAGUUGAUUCCCGCAACUCACAGUUGUCACAAGAUCCAAGGCGGACAUUUAUCAUACGGGACCAACGAGGCAAUCCUCGAAUUGCUGAAUCACUUAGAGAGGGUGAGCAUUAUGUAAUGGAAGACAUUGAGAAUACUCCUCGGAAUAUGCGUAUGGAUGAUCCAAGAGCUAUGCGCAUGGAUGACCCAAGAGCUAUGCGCAUGGAUGACCCAAGAGCCAUGCGCAUGGAUGACCCACGGGCAAUGCGCAUGGAUGAUCCCCGAGGAAUGCGUAUGGAUGAACCAAGGAAUGCACCCAUGGAGGAGCUGCGUGGCCCUCCAGUACAGAAUGCAAGCGUAGAUGAUGAUGCAACUUAUGCGCGCCAGGGAAACGAGCAGGACCUCCGACUAAACGCCAGCCCGCACGGCGCCGUGCUCAGCGAUGACUGGAGCACGGGCCGUCCAAGUCGCCCGAUAAGGCGGUCUGGCGUAGAGCCGGGGGGGAUAAUGUUAACUCAGGAGGAGAUGCAGAGACGGGCACUCAUGCACGAGGACGCGGGGGGCGGGGAGAUCAUGGGCAGACACGUGGAGGGGCAGUCAGUGGGCGUAACACCACGUUCAGACAGGGAGGGAAGGUACGAGGACGGGUUCGUUCAAACCUCAAUGCGUUAUCUGCACAACGGAAGUCCUCCCCAGGCAGACGUGCAGAUACAAACAGAGGACUUAAACGGGGGAAGAGACGAGCACGUGGUGCCUCGAUUGCGAAUCAGGACUCCCAUAGAGGAAGAAACCAACAGUUUGCUAGAGGCAGAAGGAAUACGGUCCUCACGGAGAGAGCAACAGCGGGCCAGGCGCAAUUCACAGGUCGAGGUGGAACCAGCGAUACACGAAGACAAUAUCAGUCGACGGUCAAUGAAGACUACUCAGCCAGCCAACACACUGUAUCAACACACCAAAGCUUCAAUACUUCGUUUCGAGACCAACAGGUCCAAAAUGGACGAGGAAACACAGAAGAAGGAAUCUACGAUUUCCCGCCGCAACAGCAUGAGUGGGACAGACGGUCGCCGGAGUUCCAGCGUGGAGAGCAGGAGCAUGGAUGGGAGACGUUCAGUCAGCCAGGCCAAUCUCGAUGGCAGGCGGUCCAACAGUCAGGCAGCUCUGGAUGGGAGACACUCCCACAGUCAGGCUACCCAGGACAUGGGUCGUGGAACCCAGGGAGACAGCCGAGCCAGCGUCGAGAGGCGUGGUUCACUCCCCAGCUUAGAGACAGAGCUAGAACGCAAGGCAGCCUGGCGAUCGGUCAGUCGACGAGGAUCUCUAGGCCCACACGAUCUAUUGGACGAACCCUUGCCAGCCGUAGAUGGUAAGAGUAGUUACAAUAGUGAGUAUGAUGAGGACUACUCCCCUGAAGACAAUGAACACAGGAGUGGGAGCAGAAGACAAAGAAAAAUAUCACAGGCACGCUACAUGGAGUGGUAUGACAAAAAACAAGAAAGAAGCCGGAAUUCAAAAGAAGGAGGAAAGAGAUCAGUGGAUGUUGAAGAAUCAGAUUACAUUCAUGAUCCAGGUACUAGAGCAGUGGAGGGUAGGGACAGACGAAGGCAUCACUCACAAGUGGGUGAUAGUGCAAUAGAAAAUAGUAGCUUAAAGGUUGUUGAAACAAGGGAGGCUGCAGAAGGCUCUGAGACUCAGGGUUACAUCACCUCAGAGAUACCUACUGGUUCCAGUCAACCAUUAAGAGUUCCAGCAAUACCAUCCCAUUCUCAAGAUCUUCCUGGUGAUGCAAAGAUUCAGGAUGGUGAGGAAGAGCUCCGCACCAUCAUGGACAAUGAAAUCAACCUGGGAGUCACUCAAAGUUCUCAAAUGUUUGAUAGUGAUGUUGACCUGGAAACAGUUGCAGCAGCGAGAGGACGAAGGAAAAGGAAUCACUUGCUUGAAAAGAAGAGUAUAUUUACAAUUGCUUAUGAUGAUAUGCAGACAGAACAGUUACGACCUGAAUCAGCUGCAACAGAACCAUGAACAAAAUUUGGUUAGACUGACAUUGUUUUAGUGCAAAUAUGAGGAACAGGACUAAUCACUUAUUGACCAAUGAUGAUACAUGAUUAAGAGUCUUUUUAGCUUUGAUAUAUGAUACUCAGUAAUCAUGCUCUUUUCUAAAUACAGUAUUGGGAAAAUUUUUUACAAAACUAUUUCCAGGAUGUGGUUGUAGGAACUGGACUUCGAUCAAGAAGACGAAAAAAAAACGAGAGCUUGAAAUGCAUAAUACAGGUCACAGUAUAUCUUAGGAUCAUACUUUGUGUUGCUGUAUUUGUUGUUUCAAACACUGGUGUAUGGUGAGAGGAAAAACUGUUUACUUAAAUGUUUCACUUUAUAAUUGAUUAGUAAGGAAAAAUAGUGCACAAGACAUAUUCAGCAUUAUUGUAUUUGUUAGACAUUUUUGGUCUUUAAAAUGCUCAU